GCGGUCCACACUCACCAACGGAUUGCUUUAUUCCGUGCUGAACGUGAGAUUGGUGCACACUUAGUUAUCGUGUUUCGUGAAACUGUGAGUUGGUUUGAUUUCCCCCAAUUUCUCGUGCCAGUUUGCAGCAACCCCAGGGCAGUGGGUCAGUUUUCCAGUGGAGCCAACGGAAACUCACGCACGCCGAACAUGAAGCAACGGUGCGCUUUGGCCGGGUGCGAAAAGUUCCUCCCGGCGGUGCUGCUGCUGCUGUUCGCGCUGCAGGCCACCGUCCCGGAAGGCACGGUCGCGGGCUGCAGCAUGCUGAACAACGACAACGGCGAACAGCGGGGCGCGGGCAUGCUGGCCGAUCCGGCCACCGCCAAACAGGUGCCCGAGGUAACGAUGCAGGACGCGAUCGCGCAGUGCAACCGGAGCUUCAUCAUCCAGCCGGAGUAUCUGGCCGAGCUGAACCAAACCGGUAGCUUCCCGGAAGAAACGGACAAGAUACCGCUGUGCUUCAUCCGGUGCUAUCUGAAAGCGCUCGGCAUACUGACGGAGGACGAUAAGGUGAACAAGGAGGUGGCGCUCGCCCUCAACUGGGCCACCUCGGGCGAAACCGUCGACGAGUGUCUGGAUGAGAUGGCUGGCAGUGCCUGUGAACAGGCGUACUUCUUCACGCGCUGCGUCAUGACCCGCGCCCUGGUGGAUGGGAAGAGCAAGGAUAACAAGUAGAGAGGAAGGCUGCCCGAUACCCGAAUCCCACUUAGAAAGAGAACCUUGCUUCUCUGCAACCUCUGUACAUAGCUAACGGAGCGCACACAAUAAACUGCAUGCA
Molecule: messenger RNA, 817 nt
Organism: Anopheles merus
Lineage: Eukaryota; Metazoa; Arthropoda; Insecta; Diptera; Culicidae
Exons: 4
Coding region: 190-714 (174 amino acids)
Molecular function (GO): odorant binding
Source: RefSeq, a predicted model, not a curated record